Molecule: messenger RNA, 2501 nt
Organism: Asparagus officinalis (garden asparagus)
Lineage: Eukaryota; Viridiplantae; Streptophyta; Magnoliopsida; Asparagales; Asparagaceae
Product: glucomannan 4-beta-mannosyltransferase 1-like
Exons: 9
Coding region: 377-1915 (512 amino acids)
Cellular component (GO): Golgi apparatus
Molecular function (GO): mannan synthase activity
Source: RefSeq, a predicted model, not a curated record
UUAUAUUUUAAAUGAAAAUGAUUUAGGUUCAUACUCCUUUUCCUGUUAAGGAAACCAGCUAAUAUUCCAGCAGAAGAUUCAUGAAUGCCCACUUUCCUAUUUGAUAAAGCAGGAACAAACUUUUAUAAUUUUAAUUUUAAAAUAAUUUUUAAAUCAUAUUUCCCAUGGAUACCUCCCAUCUUUGUCAUUAAAUGCUAGAGAAGAUUUUCUAGAAAGGAAAGUAUCUGAAUUAACUAUCUUAAUUAAUUUUAUUUAAUACUUACUAGACUUGUAGUAUGCCAGUGGGAAUCUUUGAGGCAGGAUUGUGUUUAAAUCUUCUGUAUCUUUUUCAUCUGUUGUGAACGCAACAACUCCUUGGUCCUGCUAGUCUUUAGUAAUGGACCAAACAGGGAUAAUGCUGGUUGAGCUCCGAGCAACUACAGUGGCUCCAAUGCUGAGGCUCGCUGUCUCACUGUGCCUCAUACUCUCAGUGAUGCUGAUGAUCGAGAAGGUGAUGAUGGGUGCCGUUAGUCUCUUUGCAAAGAUAUUCCGGCGCAGGCCAGAGAAGAUAUACAAGUGUGCGCCGAUAAGAGAUGAUGAGGAGAUUGGCACCUCAGCCUAUCCCAUGGUCCUUGUCCAAGUUCCGAUGUAUAAUGAAAAGCAGGUGUACAAGCUUUCAAUUGGAGCUGCAUGUAGGAUCCUGUGGCCGUCUGACCGAAUAAUAAUCCAAGUGCUUGAUGAUUCAACUGAUCCUGAAGUUAAGACUCUAGUGCAGCAAGAAUGCAGAAAAUGGGCUAUCAAUGGCGUGAACAUUAAGUAUGAGAUAAGGAACAACAGAUAUGGAUACAAAGCAGGUGCUUUGAAAGAAGGGAUGAAACACAAAUACGUCGACGAUUGUGAUUUUGUGGCCAUUUUUGAUGCAGAUUUUCAACCUGACUCUGAUUUUUUGAUGAAAACUAUUCCCUUUAUGUUCCACAAUCCAGAAAUAGCUCUAGUUCAGACACGAUGGAUAUUUGUUAACGCCAAUGAGUGUCUAAUGACAAGGAUGCAAGAGAUGUCAAUGGAUUACCAUUUUAAGGUUGAACAAGAGUCGGGUUCAACAAUGUGCUCCUUCUUUGGUUUCAAUGGAACCGCUGGUGUCUGGAGAAUAUCGGCUCUGAUAGAUGCAGGAGGUUGGAAUGACCGUACAACUGUAGAGGAUAUGGAUUUAGCAGUUCGGGCAAGUCUUAGAGGUUGGAAAUUCGUAUACACAGGCAAUGUUAAGGUUAAAAGUGAACUGCCAAGCACAUUCAAUGCUUACCGAAAUCAGCAGUACAGGUGGGCUUGUGGACCGGCCAAUUUGUUUAGAAAAGCAGUAAGAGAGAUUCUGAGGACAAAGAAAGUGUCUGUGGCGAAGAAAAUCUACAUGCUGUACAAUUUCUUCUUUGUUCGAAGGAUUAUCGGCCACCUCAUCACUUUCAUGCUGUACUGCGUUAUAAUACCGGCAUCAGUGUUUGUCCCUGAGGUUGAUAUUCCAGAUUGGGGGGUGGUUUAUGUUCCUUCAAUAAUUACAAUUCUAAAUUCAGUUGGAACGCCAAGAUCCAUCCACUUAUUAAUCCUCUGGGUCUUCUUUGAGAAUGUAAUGUCUAUGCAUCGGAUGAAAGCAGCUAUAACAGGUUUACUGGAGGUAGGCAAAGUGGAUGAGUGGAUUGUGACCGAGAAGUUAGGGUCGGCUCCAAGGGCAAGCACCAUCAAAGAAGCAGCCAAAAGAUUUAAGUGGAUGAUCACGAGAAGGCUUCUCCUUCCGGAGUUGGGGCUAGCAGCAUACCUCUUUACUUGUGCCUAUUAUGACUACAACUAUGGAAGGCGUAAAUUCUGCUAUUACAUAUUUCCACAAUCACUUGCAUUCUUCAUCAUGGGUCUUGGAUAUGUUGGCACCAUUGUCCCUAACUUGUAGGAGGUCGAAAGUACAGCGGAAUAUUGGGGACAAUGUGAUUACCGUCAAGUCUACCUUACGAUUUUGAGUGAAUUGUAGUAUUUUCUUAGUAGUUGAGUGUGAGUGAAAGUAAAUCGGAAUGCGAGGAAUAAUAUAGUUAGCAUCAGUUUUUUGCUACCUUCUUUGUCCUCCAGAAGGUGAUCAUUUCCGGUAAAUGAGUGUUAUCCGGAGUCGAUUGGUAGCAGAAUCCGGCUAUAUAUUACAAACGAUGGUGAUUCAGAGGAUGCUCUAAAUUUUUAGGAUUGAUCAGCCAAUAGGCAUAUCUUUCAAGUUCUCUUUGAUUAGCUACAAUGUAGUUUUAUACAUGUCAUCUCCAAUCAGAUUCAGCUGCAUAGGCUCAUAGGAGAUCCAAUGCAAGGAAAAGAUGCAUCAACGAAGAAAGAAGAGCUUUUUGUUUAAAUGAACAUGUACUGCAAUGCAUUGCUCAACGUUUCCAAUUGUAUUGCUUGGCAUACACUUUUGCCUUUGUUUAGCUAUGUAUGCAAUAAUUCAGAAGCCAAUAUAGAUUGGACAGAACAGUUUAUUGACAUUUGUUUACUUUUCCCUA